CAAAACACCGCACUUUUCACCACUCCGAAUCGCCCUCGACUCAGACCGACAAAUCCGAGGUGGGCCAAGGACCGGGGAUGGACCAAGAACCGGAGGAGGACGGAGGGGGGGUGUUCCGGGCAGGGCCCCAAACACCGGAGAAGGACGGGGAAGAGGUGUUCCCGGCAGUGCCCCUUCAUCGGCACCAAUCUUCGCUCCAAGACAUUUGGCCCGUCGAGAUUCCGGCUAUGGACGACAACACGCGUACCCAGGCUGGCGUCCGUAUGCGCCAUAUUCUCCAACACUGCGAGGUUGCCGCCGCAAACCAACCGCGGCAGGGCUACAACCGCCCUAUCCUUGUCCGGCUCACCCACGAUUAUGCGCGGUCAAAUGAUUCCAAGACCAUUUUCCUGUCGACCUUCUUCGAACAUCUGCAACUUCCUCUCACGGGUAGCAUCACCGAUUCGGAUGUCAAUCUCAGCGAUACAGAGGUGGAGGAGCGCCUUCGCAAAUCGGUGGAUGCUUUCGCAGACUACCUAAUGAACAACUUCUACGUGCCGCUAAAAGCCGUUGCGAACCGAACUCCCCAGUCGUCCCCUAUGACACAUUCCGCCCUCCAAAGGGCUCAAGGCUCUGCUCUUCCCGAACACGUCGUCGGUACUUCAACUCGCAUUUCGGCACUCCGCGGCGAAUGUCUCCUCCGCGAUCAGCACCGCUGUGUAAUUUCGCGCAAAUUCGACUUGAGAGAGGCCUCCAAACGUCAUAGGGACGAACCAGGAGAGGCCAAGGAUGACGACGAGGAACUCAUCAGGCUGGAUGACGUCGAGCCUUUGGAAGUUGCCCAUAUCCUUCCGCAUUCGCUGGUUGACGCUUCUGCAAACUCCCUGGUGGAUUCAACCAGAAAAACCACCUUGGACAUUUUGAACAUGUUCGAUGUGGGAAUUGUGCGCAUGAUUGAAGGCGUCGAAAUCGACCGGCCUUUCAACGCCAUCACUUUAUCAACAAAGCAUCAUCUCUACUUCGGCUCCUUUGAGAUCUUUUUCGAAGGUCCUCUUUCCAACCGACCCCCGCAUACGUAUCGCAUCGAUGCGUUUGAUAGCUUUAUCGGCGGAAUUUCUGGUUUGCCAGUUACGCGAACCCUCUCCCUUGCCAAAAACCGGAGUGUCGACCCGCCCUCGCCUCGUCUACUUGCUAUUCAUUGCGCGAUUGGGCACAUCCUACAUCUUUCGGGGGCGGGUGAGUAUAUUGACCGGAUUUGGCGCGAUGCUGAGGAAUACGGAGUGCGGCAAGACGGAUCGACGGAUAUCGGGACCCUCAUUGGUUGGAAACUGGGCGGAUGCGUUGACGUCCAGUCUUGACGGGCCGGCUUACCUCACCUGGGUGGGCGGCGGGAUCAGGGUGUAGGACGGCGAGCAGGAGGGCGACCAUGGUCUCGGCAUAUCUUCUUUAUCCUCCAUCACACCAUCACGGUUUCAAGGCGCCAGUUCAGAUCGUCGAAUUCGUUGCGCAAUUGACCACGAACACAUUUUCAAUUUUCUUCUUCGUCUUGGUCCCAAUCUCCCGUCCUCCCCGUGCUAAUCAGCGCGAUGGUCCAGCCAUACGCAUUCCUGGCGCCGAAACCGGGGCCAUCAAAGCCACCGACCGAGACGGGAUAGAGAUAAUCAAGGACCUGUGGUGUGGUGCUGUGCUGCCCGGGCAAUGCCAGCGGCAUUAUGCUUCCGGCAUCAUUUCCCGCUCCUCCACCGCCAUCCGGAAGAAUUCCAUGGUAACGGAAGUGUUUAGGGAAACGCAACUCUCGGUUCUCACUUCUGCCCGGCACAUCGGGCACCGGAGGAUUUCGUUUUCCUCGCUGGCGGCCGCAUGUAGCUGACGAAAGCAGUUGACCCCUAGGAUGUGCAUACAGGAAGACAGCACGACUCCCGCAGUCUCGAUGCUGGGGGGGUUGUUGGGCGGCGCCCGGCGGUAGCCAACCGGCAUCAGGCUGGGCAAGGUCAAGUCUGCCUCCAGACAGAUGGGACAGUACGGCUUUGGCAUGGGACCAGCCCGGUCCGACCGCAUCCAUCGCCGGAGGACGAGCAUGUUGCAUGUUUCGCUGUCUGCCUCGGCGUCGUCGUCGGGCAGCGGCGGCUCGGCAGCGGCAUCGUCGGCCGCGGCGUCGCCGUGCAGCGGCGGUUCGGCGGGGAGCGCCCGCCGGUACCGCUCGUGGAGGAUCCGCGACUCCUGGUU
Molecule: messenger RNA, 2205 nt
Organism: Gaeumannomyces tritici R3-111a-1
Lineage: Eukaryota; Fungi; Ascomycota; Sordariomycetes; Magnaporthales; Magnaporthaceae
Exons: 3
Coding region: 78-1337 (419 amino acids)
Source: RefSeq, a predicted model, not a curated record